This is a messenger RNA of Pteronotus mesoamericanus, 3959 nucleotides long. It is a transcript of the gene ARIH2, whose product is annotated as ariadne RBR E3 ubiquitin protein ligase 2. The record is from RefSeq and is a predicted model, not a curated record. The transcript has 18 exons. Gene Ontology annotation, biological process: positive regulation of proteasomal ubiquitin-dependent protein catabolic process; protein polyubiquitination; ubiquitin-dependent protein catabolic process. Gene Ontology annotation, cellular component: ubiquitin ligase complex; cytoplasm. Bases 313 to 1833 code for a protein of 506 amino acids. NCBI's taxonomy places the organism in Eukaryota, Metazoa, Chordata, Mammalia, Chiroptera, Mormoopidae. Gene Ontology annotation, molecular function: ubiquitin conjugating enzyme binding; zinc ion binding; ubiquitin protein ligase activity.
UACGGAGAACGCUCCGCCGGAGGAAGUAGCGCGGGCCUUGACCGGCGUCGGCCCGCCGCCACCUCCGCCGCCGCCGCGCCUGGGUCCGUUCUCUCUGGUCCGGCCCGAUUCAGUCCGGCCCGCCCGGACUCAGCGGCCCUGGGGUCGCGGCCUCCGAUGGAAAUUAUAUGACAGUAUUUGGGUGGCAUCUUCCUGAAAGAUCUUCAAGGAUUACAGAAGACAAAAACACUAAUGUAUUUGAGAAAGUGGUAAAGAUUGGGGGGAGGGGAAAAAACCCUGCUUUCCUGACUUGCAACUUGGCUGGAUGCUAAGAUGUCUGUGGACAUGAAUAGCCAGGGGUCUGACAGCAAUGAAGAAGACUAUGACCCAAAUUGUGAAGAAGAAGAAGAGGACGAGGACCCUGGGGACAUAGAGGACUAUUAUGUGGGAGUAGCCAGCGAUGUGGAGCAGCAGGGGGCCGAUGCCUUUGAUCCGGAGGAGUACCAGUUUACUUGCCUGACCUACAAGGAAUCCGAGGGUGCUCUCAAUGAGCACAUGACCAGCUUAGCCUCUGUCCUAAAGGCCGUUGAUGCUCACUGCCAUCAGCUGCAUCCUCCCUAUGUCCCUGUGUCUCAUUCAGUUGCUAAACUUAUAUUAGUUAAUUUCCACUGGCAAGUUGCAGAGAUAUUGGACAGAUACAAGUCUAAUUCUGCUCAGCUGCUCGUUGAGGCUCGUGUUCAGCCGAAUCCAUCCAAGCAUGUCCCCACAGCCCAUCCCCCUCACCACUGCGCAGUGUGUAUGCAGUUUGUGCGGAAGGAAAACCUACUCUCUCUGGCCUGUCAGCACCAGUUUUGCCGCAGCUGCUGGGAGCAGCACUGCUCAGUACUUGUCAAAGACGGCGUGGGUGUGGGAGUCUCUUGCAUGGCUCAAGACUGCCCACUUCGAACACCAGAGGACUUUGUGUUUCCAUUAUUGCCCAAUGAAGAACUAAGAGACAAAUACAGGCGCUACCUCUUCAGGGACUAUGUGGAGAGUCAUUAUCAGCUUCAGCUGUGCCCUGGUGCAGACUGCCCCAUGGUCAUCCAGGUACAAGAGCCCAGAGCUCGCCGAGUCCAGUGCAAUCGGUGCAACGAGGUCUUUUGUUUCAAGUGUCGUCAGAUGUAUCACGCCCCCACAGACUGCGCCACAAUCCGGAAAUGGCUCACAAAGUGUGCGGACGACUCUGAAACGGCCAACUACAUUAGUGCUCACACUAAAGAUUGUCCCAAGUGCAACAUCUGCAUUGAGAAGAAUGGAGGCUGCAAUCACAUGCAAUGCUCCAAGUGUAAACACGACUUCUGCUGGAUGUGUCUAGGAGAUUGGAAGACCCACGGCAGUGAGUACUAUGAGUGCAGUCGGUACAAGGAGAACCCCGACAUCGUCAACCAGAGCCAGCAGGCCCAAGCCAGAGAGGCCCUCAAGAAGUAUUUGUUCUACUUUGAGAGGUGGGAAAACCACAACAAGAGCUUGCAGCUGGAGGCGCAGACGUACCAGCGCAUUCAUGAGAAGAUCCAGGAGAGGGUCAUGAAUAAUCUCGGGACGUGGAUUGACUGGCAGUACCUACAGAAUGCUGCCAAGCUCUUGGCCAAGUGUCGAUACACCUUGCAGUACACGUACCCAUAUGCAUACUACAUGGAGUCUGGACCCAGGAAGAAGCUGUUUGAAUACCAGCAGGCUCAACUGGAGGCCGAGAUCGAAAACCUGUCAUGGAAAGUGGAGCGUGCGGACAGCUACGACAGAGGGGACUUAGAAAACCAGAUGCACAUAGCAGAGCAGCGGAGGAGAACCCUGCUGAAGGAUUUCCAUGACACCUAGGCUGGACACAGGUGUGCCGGAGCGAGGACGAUGUGGCUGUGAGGGCUCCCGGCUGCCGUACUGCAUGCUGCAGGCUCUGCCUUCACGACCCCAGGCAGCAGCCAGGGCCCCACUCCUGAGAGACACUGGCCACGUACCUCUUAGUCAAUUUCUGUUUUGUUCUCAUCUUUUUGCUUUUUGUUUCUUGGCCUCUUCAGGAUUUUUUAAUUCCCCCUGGAUGGUUGUUGGGAGGGAGGGAAAGUUUUUUUCUGAAUGACUAUUAAUAAUAGUAUUAGAUCAUUACAACUUAUGUAAUUUUCAACGGUUGUAAAAUUAUAAAAAAAAAAAAAGGCAAACCAACUAUAGAAUUACACAGAACCCUUUUUAAAAAUAAAUUGGCAUUGGAGUGUUUUACCCUCUAGCUAAUUUACUUAAAAGGCAACACGUGCUGCUUGCCCGCCCUGCCUCCCCCCGGGUGUGCACUGCGGGAGGGUUCCAAGGCGGGAGGGUUCCAAGGCCUCUGCACCCAGACUCACUUGGCGUUUGGCCACAGCUGGAAUCCCAAGGGAGGAACCUGGGUGGCGGGUGGGGAAUUGAGUUAGUCUGCAUAAUGGGCAUGGCACGUGGGGAACCACGUCAUGCCUCUUGCGUGUCCCUCAGACCCUUUUGUGGUCGGGCGCACCUGCCUUGCCUUGGCAGUGAGGAGACAGGACAGAACAGGAUCUUGCCACGGGCUGUCUGAUAAGUUUCGGGUGGCACUGCCUGUCAGCGGGCUCAUCUUUAUUCUUGAAGGUGAGGCUUACCUGGGUCUGGCUACUGACCGGGGGGCGGGAGUGCAGCGCAGUGUUCCCUUUUGUCUCCUGACGAUAGAGAUCCGCUUUCAAAGGGAAUCGUUCCCCAAAAUAAAUUUGUUUAACCAUGGUCUCUUCUUUUGUGCCAGUGUUCCAGUGUGUAACUCUGACCAGGUUCACACACAGCCAUACCUAACGCUGCCCUGCUCCUCUCCUCUGGUGCACUUCAGGGUCAGAGUGCAGCAUGGCCCUCCAAGGCACUUGUCUUCCCGGCUCAGGGGCCUUGUUUUCAUGUGAGCUGGAGUGUGUCCAGCAGCAGCUCUGGGGCUCAGGUGCUCUCCCCAUCGCCUGGUUUCGGGUGUCACUGCCUGUAGGGCGUGCGAGUCUGAGGCCAGGAAGGGUCCUUGGCUUGUGGUCCCAGCUGCUGUAGUGCGAGGGGCUGGCCAGGGAAGAAGAUCAGUUUUUGCACAGUUAAGCCCAAAAGAGUGAGUGGUUUGUGUGGUGUCUUACCUGCCCUGCACCUGGUCCUGUGGGCCUUUGAAAAGUUAAAAGUCUGUGAUUCUCGGGGUUUUGUGGCUUUGUUCAGCGCCUCCGCUCAGAGGCUGGCAGAGCUGCCUGUGCUCGGCAGAGCCUCCGUGACUGCCUGGAAGAGCUGCUUGGGAGAUGUGUGGAUACUGUGUGGGAAGUCUUGAUACUCAAACAUUUUCACCUCAGCCGUUUCCCAGGUACCAUGGCUGUAACCUGAAUUACUCUUGAAAAGACAAAGGACAGAUGUGACUCUUCGGGUCAUGGGUACAUGGCUGGAUGCAGGCUCCCUGCUCACGUUUUGUCUCUUCCUGUCAUCUCUUGCAAGGGACGGCCUGGGGUGGAGAGGGGAGAACGAGUAGGAAGUGCAGCCAGUGAGCCCGGGUUUGGGCGCCGGGGAGCUCGCUGUGCUACCAGAGUGCCUGCGGUGGCCCAGGGUGGGGUGUGAACGCUCUGUGGGCACACGGACCACCCUGGCGUCUUACCUAUCCUGUGUCGCCGCCAUGGCCCAGGACCUGAGUUGCAGCUCUGCACCUUUAGUCACACCCUGCGUGUCUCUGGGCGUUUUUUGGACCACACAGCUGCUGUGCAGUGCACUCGCAUCCGCCUGUGGCCCUGUCCACAGGCGCUGCAGGAGGCCCUGUGCCCAGACCACAGCCUGUAGCCCUUGACCUGUGGAGAGCUUCCUUCUGUCCCCUCAGUGGCUGUCGUAAAUGGAAAGUUCAGGCAGGAUUUUUCUGUCCUACAAAAGAUAAAAGGUAAAGAAGGCACUGUGUUUUCAUGAAUUUACCAUAUAUCUUUGUUUUCUUCAAAGAAAAAGUUGAGGUAAUG